Molecule: messenger RNA, 606 nt
Organism: Megachile rotundata (alfalfa leafcutting bee)
Lineage: Eukaryota; Metazoa; Arthropoda; Insecta; Hymenoptera; Megachilidae
Source: RefSeq, a predicted model, not a curated record
CGCAUUAGCCUAAUCUGCCAACUACGAGAGAAUAGAGGGGCGAACGAACCAAAAAAACAAGGAAAAAAGACGAAAAAAAAAGGGCAGAGAACAAGUACAACAAAAACGCGGCCAUCGAUGGUUGCCCCGCCGACGCGAAAUUGCACGGUGAGGUGCUGCCCUCUUCGUGGCCGAACCGCGAACGCGACCGAUCGAUUUUUUCCACGACGACUCUCGACAGAACCCGUUUUCCCUUAUCUUACCGAGAUAUUGUUCGAUUCGCGACUACGGGCCCCUUUUGGUCUCCCCAUGACUCGAAAGGUUCCACGAUUUUUCAACCACCCGAUCGAAGAGGACGAGCGGACAUCUUGGACCCACAGCUUAGAAACACGAGUUCGCCACGGUCGACGAGCCAGUUUACGUCUCACGUCGGACGAGGAAGCAGCCUGCCGUGACGCGAGUUCGUGCCGUCUGCCCUGCUCGAGCCAUCUUCUGCGAAAACGAAGGAGCAGUUCGUGCAAGCAAAGUCUGCCUAUUUUCCUGUCGCCAUGUAAAAGGGCGGUGCCGAGGAAGUUCAUCAACGGCUGUAGUCGCAUUCGCAACGAUGUCCGGUGGACAGAAGGGUAG